AUGGCCAAAGUUGCACUUAAGGUGUUUGAGAAGAAGGCGCCCAAACCUAGUGCACAGACCGCAAAGGUGGGUAAUGCUUCUUUAAACGUUCCUCAGGUAGAGGAGGUAGGGAGAACUUCUGCUUCCACUAGUGGAAUUGUAAUAAUGUCUGAGCCAGCUCAGGAGGGUUUAUCUCCGUUGGAUGUGGGGGGGGAGAGGGGUCUCUGGACCCGAGAAACAUGA
Nezara viridula (southern green stink bug) is the source of this 222-nucleotide messenger RNA. The record is from the annotation of a GenBank genome assembly. Lineage: Eukaryota; Metazoa; Arthropoda; Insecta; Hemiptera; Pentatomidae.